AUGGCGACACGAGAACUGACAUCAAUCGAAUCUACAGCCUGGGGUGCGUCGGGAUUGAUUGGAGGCACUCUGUUUUUUCGGGGCAACUACGUGUUUGUUUUCGCCAUGAAGACCAAGGCCGGUAUCAGUGUGAGUGGAAGAAUCAAGUCAAAGCAAUAUUACUACAAUAAAACAUCCCACAUUUCACCUACGAAUAUUAGCCACUUAGUUUUUGGAAUUGCAGGCUCAUCAAAUACAUGGGGCAACAAAAAAUGGUAUAUCCAUUCUUGGUGGAAACCAAAUAUAACAAGGGGAUUUCUUUUCUUAGAUAGAACCCCAAAUGAGCACCUACCCUGGCCUUCUUCCUCUCCUCCUUUUAAAAUAUCUGAUGACAAUUCGCGAUACGCGCCUUACCACAAGCACGGAAUGCCAUUUGCAAUCAGAAUGUUGAGAGUGAUUGAGGAAACAUUCAAUGUGGAGCACAGUCCAGGGGUCAGGUGGUAUGUUAUGACGGACGAUGACACUGUGCUAUUGAUUGACAAUUUGGUCGAUGUUCUUUCCAAGUAUGAUCACAGAAAGUACUAUUACGUUGGGAUGAAUUCGGAGUGUCUUGUCAGUAACUUUGGUAUGUCGUUUCAAAUGGCAUUUGGUGGAGCUGGUUAUGCUUUAAGUUAUCCCUUAGCUCAAGCUGUGGCUAAGAACAUGGAUACGUGUAUCAAGAGGUAUCCAUUUUUAUAUGGCAGUGACCACAUUUUACAAGCUUGUAUUGCUGAUUUAGGCGUCACCAUUACACUAGAAAAUGGGUUUCAUCAGAUUGACCUGCGCCGUGACAUAUCUGGUUUUUUAUCAGCACAUCCUCAGUCUCCAUUCCUCUCUCUCCAUCACCUUGACUUAGUAGCUCCAAUUUUCCCUCUAAUGAACCAUCACGAGGCCGUAAACCAUCUAAUGACAGCAGCAAGAGUAGAUCAAUCCAGAUUAUUACAGCAAAGCACAUGCUACCUAAAGAAAUACAAUUGGACAUUCUCAGUGUCAUGGGGCUAUUCCAUUAACAUCUAUGAGAAGAUUCAUUCUCCAAGUUUUCUUGAAAGACCCCUUGAGACAUUUUCCGAAUGGAGGAAAGGAGCAAGGCCACCUUACAUGUUUAAUGUUAGACAAUUAACUAAUGAUUCUUGUGAAAUUCCUCAUGUUCUCUUCUUUGAUUCUGUCGAAGGAACAAGAUUAAACCACAUUGUUACGGGAUACAUCAAGAGAACUCCAAGGGCGAUGCCCGCAUGUGGGUCGAGCGGCAAUCAUUCUGCGGAUGAUGUCUCAAAAAUUCGUGUCUUUUCUCCCAUGCAUAAGCUUCAUGUAGUGGCUGGUAAUAGAAGAGAAUGUUGUGACAUUGUGCAACCCAUUGGAAUGGAUUCGAUGGCUAUCAAACUUAGGACUUGUAUGAAACAUGAAAUUAUUGCCUGA
Molecule: messenger RNA, 1434 nt
Organism: Nicotiana tabacum (common tobacco)
Lineage: Eukaryota; Viridiplantae; Streptophyta; Magnoliopsida; Solanales; Solanaceae
Source: RefSeq, a predicted model, not a curated record